Perca flavescens (yellow perch) is the source of this 2089-nucleotide messenger RNA. RefSeq names its product coronin 6 (gene coro6). NCBI's taxonomy places the organism in Eukaryota, Metazoa, Chordata, Actinopteri, Perciformes, Percidae. Gene Ontology annotation, biological process: actin filament organization; cell migration. The transcript has 11 exons. The record is from RefSeq and is a predicted model, not a curated record. Bases 208 to 1617 code for a protein of 469 amino acids. Gene Ontology annotation, molecular function: actin filament binding.
UAGACAGCACCCACCCACCCACACCCUCUCUUUCCCUGCCGAGGAGCGUCACGCAGUUGUCCAGUGCGUCUCCUCAGCAACUCCAGGAAACCGGAUCGCAGGGAAUAUCGUUCAAAGGAAAGGUAGCAGGAGGAGGAGUAGCCUAGACUACACAACAGAAACCGUGAAAGUUGUCUAGGGAAGAGGGGCCUCCCCAAAACCUGAGCCAUGAGUCGCAGCAUCGUGCGGCAGAGUAAGUUUCGCCACGUUUUUGGCCAGACGGUCAAGGCUGAGCAGGGUUACGAUGACAUCCGUGUUUCCAAGGUGACGUGGGACAGCUCCUUCUGUGCCGUCAACCCAAAGUUCCUGGCAGUCAUCGUUGAAUCCAGCGGAGGAGGAGCUUUCCUGGUCCUGCCCCUCUCUAAAUCAGGUCGCGUGGAUAAGAAUUAUCCGCUGGUGAUCGGCCACUCUGGACCGGUCCUCGAUAUCGACUGGUGCCCUCAUGACGACAACAUCCUGGCCAGCUGUUCCGAGGACUGUACUGCAAUGGUGUGGCAGAUCCCAGAUCGCUCACUGACCAGCCCCAUCUCUGAUCCCAUUGUGAUCCUGGAGGGACACUCCAAACGUGUUGGCAUUGUCACCUGGCACCCCACCGCACGCAAUAUACUACUCACUGCGGGCAGUGAUAACUUGAUUAUAAUCUGGAACGUGGGAACAGGCGAGCCCCUCAUCACCAUGGAAGACCACCCAGACCUCAUCUACAGCAUAAGCUGGAACCGAAACGGCAGCUUGUUUUGCACCACCUGUAAGGACCGACGUCUGCGUGUCUGUGACCCCCGCAAGAGGGAGGUGGUUGCGGAACGUCUGGCUCCACAUGAGGGGAUCCGGCCAAUGAGAGCCAUCUUCACCAGAGACGGAAACAUCUUCACCACAGGAUUCACCAGGAUGAGCCAGAGAGAGCUCGGACUCUGGGACCCGACAAAUUUUGAGGAGCCCAUUGCACUGUUGGAGUUGGACACAAGUAAUGGAGUGUUGUUACCAUAUUAUGAUGCAGAUGCAAACAUGGUCUACCUCUGUGGAAAGGGGGACAGCAGUAUCCGUUACUUUGAGAUCACAGACGAGCCGCCAUACGUCCACUACCUCAGCACCUUCAGCAGUAAGGAGCCCCAGAGAGGGAUGGGAUUCAUGCCCAAGAGAGGUGUGGACGUCAGCAAAUGUGAGAUCGCUAGGUUAUUCAAGCUCCUUGACAAGAAGUGUGAGCCCAUCACAAUGACAGUGCCCAGAAAGUCCGACCUCUUCCAGGACGACCUGUACCCAGACACAGCGGGGCCCGAGCCCGCCAUGGAGGCUGAAGAGUGGCUGAAUGGCCGCGACGAAGAUCCAAUUCUGGUGUCCAUGAGGGGGGGCUAUGUGGCGCCAAAGAACCGAGAGCUCAAAGUGGCAAAGAAGAAUGUGCUGGACUCCAGACCCACCACUCGACGCAGCAUGUCUGCUUUGGAAACCAAUAGUCUGCAGGCUGAGUUGCAUGAGAGGUUGUUGGAGGAGAUUCAGGAUCUGAAGGCCACAGUUUUGUCCCAGGAGAAAAGAAUCUGUGACUUGGAGAAUAAGCUUUCCCAGUACACCAAUGGCACUGCCUGAUGUGCAUAAAACACACCUUCUGAAGAACUGGUCUAAAUUACAGAAUAACACAACAACUAUAGAAACACAUUUCCCUUGUAUUGACAAGGAACCACUCACCUAAAUACUCCAACAGUGUCGCCCCUCUAAAAUGUACCAUUGUGUAAGAAUAUGAAUGUGGACAAUGUAAAUGCAUAUUGACGGUCCAACAAAUUCGAACAAUUACAUCUGAACUAUCUAUUGAAAUUGUUUUGCAGUUGAUUCUACAUAAUCCACAUUCCAGUUGUAUCACAAUGUACCGUGAAUGUUACGGCAAAGAUAUGUUAAUAUUUUCACACCUACAAAAGUGGAGUAAGGGGGUGGUAGGUUAGAGGGACAUGUGCAAGUUGUUUUAAAGGUCUAAAGAAAGUCACCACUGUUAUCAAAUGCCAGAAAAAGACUUUCUGCCUGGAAUGGUUUGGUUUUGGUAAAUUGCAUCAACAUACUCCCAAAA